AUGAAUGGACAACUAUUACUACCCCUCGUGAUGCACGUAUCUGACACUUCACAGUUGUCACAUCACGCUUUUUCAGGUGGAAAAGGCAAGAAAUGGGGAAGAGGGUCAAAGAAAGCUACCAAGAAAGACGCUGCUAAAGAAGGACCUUCAGAGGGUGUGAAACCUCCAUCGAAAAAGCGAAAGGCUCAUGUUGCGUCUACUACUGCACCAAAGAGAAGAAAGCAACCUACUAAAAGGAGAGAAUCUCCUACUCCUUCUCCAUCCCAGAGUAAGGAUGAAAGUUCUAAAUCUGACUCCGAGUCGGAGAUUCGCAUUGAGGAGAAUCAGCCCGUUCGCACUGAAGAUCAAGGGUCAAAUCGUGAGGUAAUUCCACCACUCAAUGAUUCUAUUCCUUUUCCUCCUCCCACACCAAAAACAACCAACUAUACACCAAUUACAAUUUCAUCUUGUGCUCCAUCUGUUUCAUCACAACCACCUACAUCUAUUCCAGUUUCAAUCCAUAUCUUCACAGAAUCCACCAUUCCACCCCAAGCCUCUACUGCACUUGUAAGUUCAGUCAGCGUAUCUGAUACGGGGGCUAACAUUUUAGGUUUUUCAAUCCAUGUUACUCCACCAAUAUCUCCUAUUCACACCGAUGACCCAGGCAUGAUUUUCAGAGUUGAUGAAUAUGAUAUGGGUGGAUUUACUUACAGUCCUUUUCAAAUCAGGAUUGAUAGUGAAAAUGAAGCCUCUACUAUGAAAGGGGAACUCAAGUUUCUUCAUGAGAAGAUCGACCAGCUGAUUCUUGCAUCCAAAGCUUCUUCUUCUGAGGCUUAA
Molecule: messenger RNA, 816 nt
Organism: Lactuca saligna
Lineage: Eukaryota; Viridiplantae; Streptophyta; Magnoliopsida; Asterales; Asteraceae
Source: the annotation of a GenBank genome assembly